This is a messenger RNA of Gloeophyllum trabeum ATCC 11539, 3067 nucleotides long. RefSeq names its product cysteine proteinase. The record is from RefSeq and is a predicted model, not a curated record. Gene Ontology annotation, molecular function: cysteine-type deubiquitinase activity; cysteine-type endopeptidase activity. The transcript is spliced from 7 exons. NCBI's taxonomy places the organism in Eukaryota, Fungi, Basidiomycota, Agaricomycetes, Gloeophyllales, Gloeophyllaceae. The coding region runs from base 1 to 2784 and encodes 927 amino acids. Gene Ontology annotation, cellular component: cytosol; nucleus. Gene Ontology annotation, biological process: protein deubiquitination.
AUGGCUAUAGGAAAAUGGACAAGGAUCCAGUUCGGCGGGGCGAACAGCGCGGGGGCUGCCCAGUCGAGCAGCCAGCAGCAGGCAGCCAGGCCCAGCACAGGCACACCGGCGAAGGGGUCAGUGCAUGUCAUUAGCCCAGCGGAUUGCAAGCAGUUUGGCUUGGAAAACUUUGGAAACACUUGCUACGCCAACUCCGUCCUGCAAGCGCUCUACUUCUGCGCACCCUUCCGCGACCUCGUCAUCCAAUACCCCGACCAUGCCGCCCCCACAUACCCCGUCGCCCCGCCGCCGCCCGCUUCCUCACCCCCCGCACAGUCGCCCUUGUCCUCAGCCGCAGCCGCGCCGCAACCGAAGCGCCCCGGCACCUCCCAGCGCAAGUUCUCCUCGUCCAGCACGCCGCAGGCGGAGACACCCCCGACGCUCUUCAGCGCGCUGCGCAGCUUGUUCUUGUAUAUUUCCGGGAACCCGGCGGAUAAGGGCACCGUCGCGCCCCGCGCGUUCAUCGAUAAGCUGAAGGAGCUGAAUGAGUUGUUUCGGUCGACGAUGCACCAAGAUGCCCACGAAUUCCUCAACUUCUUACUGAAUCGAAUAGUGGAGGAGAUGGAGGAGGACCGGAGAGCAGGGCUCGUCCCUGGCCCUUCAAAGGAGAAUGGAAAUGGGAACGGGCACAUCGAGGACCUGUCGACCUCGAUAACAACCCUAUCCUCCACCGCAGCGCCGACGAUCACUUCCUCACAGCACAUGUCAGCGCAGACACUCGUGCACAGGCUGUUCGAGGGCGUGCUCACGAGCGAGACGCGGUGCCUGACGUGCGAGACGGUGUCCUCGCGCUCGGAGUCCUUCCUGGACCUGUCGAUCGACAUCGAGCAGAACUCGUCGCUGACGGCGUGCCUGCGCCAGUUCAGCGCGUCCGAGAUGCUCUGCCAGCGGAAUAAGUUCUUCUGCGACAGCUGUUGCGGGCUGCAGGAGGCGGAGAAGCGCAUGAAAAUCAAAAUCCUUCCGCCUGUGCUGGCACUUCAUCUCAAGCGGUUCAAGUACCAAGAAUCCCUCGGCAAGUACAUCAAGCUGAGCUACCGCGUCGCGUUCCCGCUUGAGCUGCGGCUGUUCAACACGGUGGACGAUGCAGAGCCGAGCGCGGAUCGGCUGUACGAGCUCUUUGCGGUGGUCGUGCACAUCGGGAACGGCCCGCACCACGGACACUACAUCACAAUCGUCAAGUCGCGCGCACAGUGGUACGUGUUCGAUGACGAGUCCGUUGACACUAUCCGCGAGGCGGACAUCCCCAAGUACUUCGGCGAGAACCCCGCGGGCGCGGCGUACGUGCUGUACUACCAGGCGGUCGACAUCGACUUCCGCGCGCUCGGGAUCAAGGUGCAGGAGAGCCAGAAGGAGGCGCGAGCGGAGGAGGAGGGCCCGGUCGUGCCGCCCGGUUUGGGCGGGGAGGAUGCGCCUGGUGUGAGUAUCAAGGUGACCGGGGCGGGGGAGCAUGAGGACGGUGUCAGUUCCGCGCCGGGCUCCCCUGUGCCUAUGUCGAUGCAGCCGCUGAGUGUGCAGAUACCCCCGCCCGGGAGCCCGUUGGCAGGUGAAAUCAGCCCGAGCACGACGAGCGCUAGUACAACGAGUGGGCGUGACAGGGACAAGGACAAGGGCCGCUUCCACAUCCGUCACUCGCCCAGCACGACGAUCAGGCCGGAUGGCACUGGGACUAGCGCCACGAAGCGGAAGGCCAGCGCGAGCGCGCUCGCCAAUGGCGGGAGCUCGCGGCCGCCGUCGUCCCCCGGACUGGAGCACGUCGCGGUCGGGUUCGGGAUGGGGAUGUCGCCGCUCAGCCCACCGGUCUUGCCGCCGAGUUCGCCGAAGAGCAGCACAAAUGGGUAUGCAUCCGGGAAGGAGAGGGAGCGGGAGCGUCUUCCGGAGAAGAAGCCGAGCACAUGGUUUAGGCGGAAGAGCGCGCGCGUGGGCGGGGGAGGGGAGGAGGGCGAGAGGCCUGGCACGGCGGGCUCGGUCACGCCGAUGAGCCCGAGCUCGUGGUUUAAGACUGCCGGGAGCAAGCACCAGCAUCAGCAGAGUUCGUCGGAUCGGCACCUUGGGUCGAGUCCUUCGUCUGGGUUCGACCGGACGGAGUCGAUGUCGCCCACGCCGCCGGAUCUGCUGGCGACGACGUCGAGCCUGGGCUCUCAGACGCACUCGCAGACGCAUUCGCAUAGCCAUGCGAGCGCGAAGGUUCCGGAUGUGCCGCCAGUCCCGCCACGGACAGACCUUCCCGCGCCGCCUCUGCUGUCUGCCGCUGCCUCCGUGCCCAGCUCGCCUGUAUCGCCGCGCAAUCACAUACCAAGAAGAAGCGGGAGCACGGCGAGGCGGAGACCGCUACCUGAGUUGCCGCUCCCUACGCCAGGAAAGAUACCAGCGAGGCCAUCCACGGCAGGCGCGACGCCGUCGCCCAGAGCAGCCCCGUCCGAGCCUAUGCCGUCUUUGCCUCCGCUCACCCCUAACAGGUUGCGAGAGAUUUCGAGAGAGGGCCAGGAGAAGGACGAUCCCUAUAGGCGGCGGCCGCAGUCGGCGCAUGCGAAUGCUGACUUCGACGCCCCAGGGAUUAUGUCACCGACGAACAGCUCUGGCACGGCCGGCACAACGUGGAAGCGUGCGUCGAGGAAGCUCAGCAUCACCGGGACUAUGCUUUCCUUCGGGCGCAAAAGAGACAAGGGGCACGAUAAGGAGAAAGACGUAUCGUCGCCUCCGCCGCCCCCGAGUGCGUUCACGCCGCCCGUGGGGUACAGCAGUUAGUGUGCGCGGGGGGACAGCUGCAAGCGCCUAUGGACGCUGGAUGUGUUGACGUAUCCCAUCUCCCGUGAUAGAGUGGUUGAUCUUCGAAGUUUGCUGUUACUAUUAUGUUUAUAGCACCCAUUGGUUUGUGCUUUUUAUUCCUGUAAUCCCAGAGCGGGCUUGUUCUUGUAGUAUCCUCUCUUUCGUUCAUCUCUAGUCUCAUCAUCGUGCCAUAUUGCAAGACAGGGUAUUUGUAUUCAAUGCAUUACAUUACAUGACAUGAAUUACAAAGUAACUAAAGGAG